Messenger RNA from Astyanax mexicanus (Mexican tetra), 1048 nucleotides. RefSeq names its product C-C chemokine receptor type 8-like. The transcript has 2 exons. The record is from RefSeq and is a predicted model, not a curated record. Gene Ontology annotation, molecular function: chemokine receptor activity. The coding region runs from base 1 to 1002 and encodes 333 amino acids. Gene Ontology annotation, biological process: G protein-coupled receptor signaling pathway; chemotaxis; immune response. Gene Ontology annotation, cellular component: membrane. Lineage: Eukaryota; Metazoa; Chordata; Actinopteri; Characiformes; Acestrorhamphidae.
AUGGCAUCAACGCAACUGAACGCUACUACUAGCACUCCUUGGGAAUCGACCAGCACUCUCUUCUAUAACUACACAUCUGAUGAAGCUGUAAAUGAGGAUGACUGUAUAUAUGAAGAAUAUGAGAGAUAUUUCCUCCCUGCACUCUACUGCCUGUUCUUUGUGGUGGGCUUUAUUGGAAAUGCACUGGUGGUGUGGGUCAUCACGGUGGGCACUCAGCUGAAAAGCACCACCGAUGUGUGUCUUCUGAACCUGGCGCUGGCUGAUCUUCUCCUGGUCCUGUCUCUUCCCUUUCGGGCCUACCAAAUGAAGCAUGGAUGGAUUUUUGGUGAAGUCAUGUGCACCAUGGUUUUCACCAUUCACUAUAUUGGGUUCUAUAGUGGCAUCUUCUUUAUUGUGCUGAUGAGCAUCGACAGGUACUUGGCCAUCGUCCAUGCCGUACUUGCCUUAAGGGUCAGAACUAGGGUCUGCGGGAUUGUGUCCAGUCUGGUAAUCUGGGUCUUAGCUGUUGCUGCAUCUUUCCCAGAGCAGUUCUACAUCAGGGUUGAAAAUUUCUCAUCUGAGGUUCUUUGCAUUGACUAUCCCAAUAAUGUAAAAUUGGUAACUGUUGGCCUCUUUAAAAAGAACAUUGUCGGCCUGCUUGUUCCAUUGAGCAUCAUGGGUUUCUGCUACUCAAUGAUACUCCGUAGGCUCCACAGAUCUCGCUUACCUAAUAAAUACCCCAUGCGCCUCAUUGUCAUAGUCGUGGUGGUCUUCUUCUGCUGCUGGACGCCGUUUAACAUCGCAGAAUUCAUUGGAGCCCUGCAAUUCCUGGGCUUAACUCCUCACGAUUGCGAGUUCACGAAACGGUUUACCCUGACUCUGUGGAUCACUGAAGCAGUGACGUUCUCACACAGCUGCUUGAAUCCCUUCCUCUACGUAUUUGUGGGAGAGAAGUUUAGAAGGCAUCUCUUCAGGUUCUUCAGAGAACACCAGUCCAUCUCCAGUUCAGAAAGAGCCACCUGACCCAGACUGCAGACUUGAGCCCAAUCCCAUUUAACCCCUGAGCCCU